AUGGCCCCCUCAGCUACCGCUCCCAUGGACGUUGCGUCGAUUUCAGCCCCCGAGAAGGCGGUCGAUGCCAUGGCGGCGAUGGCACACCAGGGAAAGAGACUUCAGGGAAUCCCCAAGUUCUCUUCGCACGCCGAGAGGAGGCAGUGGCAGCUAGAGCACAUGGCCGGAGCCUUCCGUGUCUUUUCGCGCGAGGGCUACACAGAGGGCAUAUCGGGACACAUCAGCGUGCGCGACCCCGAGUUUGAGGACCGGUUCUGGAUCAACCCCCUGGGUGUGCACUUCGGGCUCCUCAAGGCGAGCGACAUGAUCUGCGUCAACCUCGGGGGCGAGGUCGUGGGCGGCAACACCGAGGGCUCCAUCAACGCCGCGGGCUUCCAGAUCCACAGCGCGGUGCACAGGUCUCGCAACGACGUCCACGCCAUAUGCCACACGCACUCGGUCCACGGCCGCGCGUGGUCGGCCUUCGCAAAGCCCCUCGAGAUGAUCAACCAGGACGUCUGCUACUUCUACAAGGCCCACUCGGUGUACUCGAGCUACGGCGGCAUCGCCAACGGGUCGGACGAGGGGGAGAGAAUUGCGCGGAGCCUGGGCGACGGAAAGGCUGUCAUACUCAAGAACCACGGCCUCCUCACCGUCGGGGAGACGGUCGAUGAGGCCGCUUUCCUCUUCUGCCUCAUGGAGCGCAGCUGCAAGGUCCAGCUGCUGGCUGACACGGCUGGGCAUGAGAAGCACAUUGUCAGUGACUCGGAGGCUGCCUACAACUUUGAAAUGGCGAGUACGCCGGAGACUCUGUAUACCGAAUUCCAGCCUCAUUACCAAUAUGAAGAGGCCAUGGCAAAUAUCAGCUUCAAGUCUUGA
Messenger RNA from Geosmithia morbida, 858 nucleotides. Its product is annotated as Ribulose-5-phosphate 4-epimerase/Fuculose-1-phosphate aldolase. Gene Ontology annotation, cellular component: cytoskeleton. Bases 1 to 858 code for a protein of 285 amino acids. The record is from RefSeq and is a predicted model, not a curated record. NCBI's taxonomy places the organism in Eukaryota, Fungi, Ascomycota, Sordariomycetes, Hypocreales, Bionectriaceae. Gene Ontology annotation, molecular function: actin filament binding. The transcript is spliced from 2 exons.